AUGGCGGUGAUGGAUCCUUGGAAUCCUCCUGUGCGGAUUAAAACACCAGAGCCCAGCAGUGCAGAUAUUCCUUGGUCAGACUGGAGAGCAUGGCUCUCAGCCUUCUCAGCCGCUGUGCCUUUGUUUUUGCUCAGCUAUUCUUCCUGUGUGUCCUAUGCCCACCUGAUCGUAUCGAGCGCAACAAGCUAUCCAAUCCGUGCAGUGGUGAUUAUGUCAAUGCACUUGGUGAGCUCCGGCCUCACGGGUCUCAUCAUCCCCGUCCGUAGCAAGUGUCCCUUGAUAAUCCCCUCUGCGGACAUCUCGGUGACCAUCUUUUACCAGAAGAUUGUUAGUGACAUCGUCAUGGCAGCAGACGGCGCAUCCAAAGAGAUCGUGGCCGCCACAGUGAUGCUGGCUUUGCCUUUCAAUACCUUACUGAUGAGCCUGGUCUUCUAUUUGGUUGGACAGCAGAAGUUGACGGUGGUGGUGUCUUAUUUGCCCUAUCCUGUGGUGGCCGGCUUUCUGGGCUCCAUAGGUCUGGCGAUUUUCUUGGGCUCCUUUGCAGUGCUAAAAGAGGGUCUUGCUGGAUUUGGUGGCAUUCUGAAGGCUGCUGAGGAACGACCAUAUGAACUGCUUUGCGCUGCAGGCAUGGCAAUUGGCUCCAUAUUGCUGAAGUAUGCUGGCCUGCCAGCCCGGGUACUAGCUGUGGCGCCGACAUUGUUGACCUUGGUCGUGUUCUGGUCCUAUGUGAUGAUGUCCGGAAUCUCCUUGGAUGAAUGGCGGCAGGAAGGUUGGCUUUUCCCGGCAGCAGACUUUGAGCCUUUCACUUCAAUUUGGUCCGAGCAGCAGCUUGCGUUGGUUUCCUGGAAGUUGCUGCCUCCGAGGAUAGCCACUUUCUUGGGCCUUGGCUUUGUGCUGGUCUUGUCCCUCACUUUGCGCAUUGCUGGCAUUGAGGGGUCGACUGGCUCAGCGAUUAGCGUCGAUGAUGAGGUCAAGUGGACCGGCAUUGCCAGUGGUUUGGCUGGCGCAUGCGGCACGGUGAUCGGCUCUGCUUCACCAGGCCUGACGACCUUCAACUUGGAAGCGGGCAGCAGCACGGUGCAAGCAGCGGUGUUGACGGCGGUGCUUCAGCUGCUGCUGUGGUUAAGUGGCUUUCCGGUGAUGAACAUGUUUCCGCGGUUUCUGUUGUCAGGGAUCCUCAUGAACCUGGGCCUUGUGAUGCUCCAGGAGUGGAUGUGGAUAGCCAGACACAAGGUAGGUAUCUUGGGCCUGCUGGUCAUCUACGCACAAGUGGCAAGUUCCAUGAUGUAUGGCCUUUUGCCCAGCGUCCUUGUCGGAGUGGCCGUGGCAUUGCUUACAGCACAGGCUCAGUUGAUGAAGCUUCAUGUUUUGAAGUAUCAUGUCUCGCGUUGCUCCGUGCGGACAAAUCUGCAACGCAACAAGACUGAGCGUAUGUUGCUCUCGGAGCAUGGGCAACUCAUCGAAUGCUUGGGCCUGGAAGGUUUCCUGGCGGAGGGUCCAAUUAUCAAGCUCUCGAACUAUGUUAGACACUAUGUUGAGAGCAACAAGAUGCUGCGGUUCAUGAUCUUUGACCUUCAAGCAUGCCAGGGAUGCAACGUCUCAGCUUAUGCACUUCUAGCAAAGCUUGACAAGGUGUUGAAGAACGAGGGCAUUGAAGCUCUUUAUAGCAGUUUAGACGCCGACAUGAGCGCUGGUUUGAAAUCCUUCGGAGUCCCUGCUUCAAGGAUAUUUGAUACCAUGUGUGGUGCCAACAGUUCCUUUCUGCAAGCUCUUGAGCGAUGUGAGGACAUGCUGCUUGAGAGUAUUUUGGAGGGCUUCCAGCGGCAAAUCUCGCCGAUUUUGGAGGUCUCAGACUUGCCAACAUUGUUGAUGCAACCAGAGCUCGAAGAGUUUCUGGGACUCAGCCAGGAGCAAGCCGCAAAACUGAUCAAAGCUGGGGAGAUUUGCCAUAAGGAAGCGAACACCCGCUUGGCUCGCCAAGGUAUUGUGGAAGGAGAGGUGUACAUUGCUGUGCCAAAGUACAGUCAGGUCGUUGAGACGGUGGAUGUGGGGUCUAACUCUGGCGCCGAGCAGGAAGUGAGCCUAAGCCGGCUCGGAUUUAUUUGUGGCCUCGAGAGUGUCCUCUAUGACGAGCCUGCAAGGGCGACAUGUCGGGUGUUGACCCCAUCGCAGCUCUUAAAGGUGGAACCUUCACAACUGCAGAAGGUGGUGCGGGAACCGAGUGGGAACUCUGGCUGUCUGUCAUGCAGCAGUUCAGGCCCGAGUGGUCCAGCACUUCCUCAGGUUGGGACACUCGCAGCGCUACCCCCCUAUUGGUGCUUCUGCAGGCCUCUUGGAAGUUGUGCAACUGUUCUUUCAUCCUGA
Durusdinium trenchii is the source of this 2364-nucleotide messenger RNA. The record is from the annotation of a GenBank genome assembly. NCBI's taxonomy places the organism in Eukaryota, Dinophyceae, Suessiales, Symbiodiniaceae.